Molecule: messenger RNA, 999 nt
Organism: Rotaria sordida
Lineage: Eukaryota; Metazoa; Rotifera; Eurotatoria; Philodinida; Philodinidae
Source: the annotation of a GenBank genome assembly
AUGGCAAUGACAACAUCAAAUCUCAAUUCUACUAAAACUAUUACCCGUCGUAGUACAGUUUCUGACGCAAAAAUAGUCCAUGAGCAAGUCCUAUCGAAAGAGCUUGGCCAAUUUUCACCUUUUAAAAUCAAUUCAACAAAAAAACAAAUAACAAGAUUUCCUAUAGAAAUCAUUCCUUCGAAAACAAUUGGUAGCGAAUGGCAAUCUAUAUCCGACUAUCUUUGUUCAAAAAAUCCAUCUUUUGAAAACAAACUUCGAACCAUUUUACCAUCAACGAUGAAUUUAGAUGAAAUAAGAGAUAUUGCUAUUCUCAUGCAUAAAUUUAUAUCGAUUGACAUAGUGCAAUCUCUCUGGAUAGACUAUCGAAAAUAUGGUAUGGAAGAAAUACAAUCCAAGCGACCAAUCAAUGUAUCCGAUACCAAACUUUCGCAAAAAGAAGUUUCAUCACUCAUGAAAAAAUUAAAAAAUGAUAAUAUUAUUGAUGAAAGUAGUUGUUUAAUUUUUGCCAAUCAAUGUUUACAAGAAUUGUACAAUAAAAAGGAACAUUAUCGACACGAAUUAAAUGUCAAGACCACUCGUUUAUCUGGUUAUAACUUUAGCAUGGAAUAUACCAUUGAAAAAUUUGUACAACAAGGACUUCAAUCUUUACACAUUGAAAUCAAUGAACAUAUUGCCACGGUUCAAUAUCAUUAUACCAAUAUAAUAUUUCAACACACUUAUUUUGCUCAAAAUCCUAAUACAAAUCAAAAUCUUGACGAAAAACAAAAAUAUAAUCGGUAUAAAAUACGAAAGAAUAGGAAAAAUUCAAAAUAUUUUCUAUUGCAUAUGGAUUUCAAUACAAUUGAUUUAACUCGAGCAGAACAAGCUACUUCUUUGUUAAUUAAUAAUAAACAACAAGAAUAUCAAUCAAGAACAUUAUUAGAUAAAAAUAAUGGACGAUAUGCUUAUUUACCUAUAUUUCCAACAGAAAUAUUCAUUACCGACCUUAUAUCAAAUUAG